Molecule: messenger RNA, 1989 nt
Organism: Corythoichthys intestinalis (scribbled pipefish)
Lineage: Eukaryota; Metazoa; Chordata; Actinopteri; Syngnathiformes; Syngnathidae
Product: zinc finger protein OZF-like
Exons: 3
Coding region: 473-1987 (504 amino acids)
Biological process (GO): regulation of transcription by RNA polymerase II
Molecular function (GO): DNA-binding transcription factor activity, RNA polymerase II-specific; RNA polymerase II cis-regulatory region sequence-specific DNA binding
Source: RefSeq, a predicted model, not a curated record
GAUUCCUGUGAAGAACUACACCUCCCAUGAUCCUCAUAGGAGAAAUGAUAACGCUACGAUCCCACUGUUGUUUUUUUUCCUUAUCAUGACAAAAUAUAGAUUAAGUUGUAUAACAGAAAUAUUUUUAUUUUGAAAGGGAAGUUAUAAUUUGGGCUGUUUUUGGUAUUUACAGUGUGAUUGGGCUGGAGAGAGACUCUUUCCCAUCAUGCAAUCCUUGUCGGAAAUGAAAAAGACUGGCCAAGAUGGACUGCGGUGAGCGGUUGUUUUCUAUGUGCACGUAUUGUUUUUCCUCUAUUUCAGGAGCUUAACUAAAUCGAAGUCUCGACGACGUGUCCAGCAUUAGCCACAUUACCGACUCAAACAUCAGUCUUCAAGUCCGGGCACUCGUUUUAGUUUUGUCGCCUACUUUAGCCUAGCCUAGUUGGCUAACCGCUAACAAAACUGCAAGGCGUUCAGAAAUCAAGUGGGGAAUAUGUUCGGGAGAACUACACCGGCUGCAGAAAAGUUCCAGGAGGAACAAUGUGGAGUAAAAGAGGAGCCCCCACGUCACCAAGACUCGACUAUGUGCAAAAUGAUGCACGCAAAGGUUGUUCUUUGCAGACUCGAAGAUCUAUAUGUCAGCCAAUCCCAUCGUCUUGAGCACCAGGAGUCUGCAUGCAUCAAGGGGGAGGAGGAAGAAUCGCCAUACAUCAAGGAGGAAGAGUCCGUUCACAUUCAAGGUUUCAGAAAAUACCGAAAAUACCUUAGUGCUGAGCGGCAGCAGCCAGAAUCUCCUGGCGUGAAAGAGGAUGUUGAGCUCCCCCAAAUCAAAGAGGAGGAGCCCAAGCCCUGUCAACAGAUGCAACUUCCAAUCAAAAAGGAGGAGGAGGAGCUGCCUUGCGUGAAAGAGGAGGAAGAGGAGCAGCAUAUCACCAAGUUGACUGGUGAGCCCCUGAAGAGUGAAGAUGGUCCGAGUGAAGCCGGCACAGGGGCGGAGCCUCCAAGCGGCAGCAGCAGCAAUUCAACAGAAGGAUUGCAAGCAGACCUUUUCAUCGCUCCGUCAGACAGAAAUGGCGCCACGUCACACUCACCUUACAAUGAUGAUGGCCAUCAGACAUCUAACGGUGAUGACAAACUCUGCAAAUGCUCUCAGUGUGGGAAAACCUUUGCUAAUAAGUAUUCUUGUUGGAAGCAUAUGAGGAACCACACUGGUAAAAAGCCUUUUUCCUGCUCAGUUUGUGGUCAAGGAUUCGCUGAAAAAGGAACCUUAAAAAGACACAAAAGAACCCACACUGGCGAAAACCCUUUUUCCUGCUCAGUUUGUGGUCAAGGAUUCGCUGAUAAAAGAACCUUAAAAAGACACAAAAGAACCCACACUGGCAAAAAACCUUUUUCCUGCUCAGUUUGUGAUCAAAGAUUCAGAUAUAACAGCAGCUUGAAACAACACACAAGAACCCACACUGGCGAAAAACCUUUUACCUGCUCAGUUUGUGAUCAAAGAUUCAGUCUAGAGAGCAACUUAAAACGACACACAAGUGCCCACACUGGCGAAAAACCUUUUUCCUGCUCAGUUUGUGAUCAAAGAUUCAGUCAAAAGAGCAACUUAAAAAAACACACAAGGACCCACACUGAUGAAAAACCUUUUUCCUGCUCAGUUUGUGGUCAAAGAUUCAGUUCCAAGAGCGGCUUGAAGCAACACAUAAGAACCCACACUGGCGAAAAACCUUUUUCCUGCUCAGUUUGUGGUCAAAGAUUCAGAUCCAAGAGCACCUUGAAACAACACACAAGAACCCACACUGGCGAAAAACCUUUUUCCUGCUCAGUUUGUGAUCAAAGAUUCAGUCUAAAGAGCAACUUACAACGACACACAAGUGCCCACACUGGCGAAAAACCUUUUUCUUGCUCAGUUUGUGGUCAAGGAUUCACUCGAAAGACAGGCUUAAAUAUACACAAAAGAACCCACUUGGCGAAAAACCUUUUUCCUGCUCAAUUUGUGAUCAAAGAUUAGCU